CUGUGCGCCGGCGCGUCCCAAAGAUUCCGCUCGCUGCCCCAGCGAGAUUGCCGGCCGCGAGAGCGAGUCAUGCUGCCGCCGUCGCGCCACGAGCGCUGGGCUAUCAGUUCAUGCGCCGGCCGCUGCGCACAGGCCUCAUCGGGCAGGACCCCCGCAAGACCUCCACGCAACGUGCCGGCGUGCAUGCGUUCUGGGGUAGCCCGCGCGCCGACGAGAGUUCCGCCGAGGCACCGCGGCGCCGCCCCCCUGAGCGUGUGCGCUGGGGCAAUGCCGCCGGCCGACGCCAUAUCAGCGUCGAAUGAGCACUCAGGCGGGCCGCCUCGCAGAUCUGCUGGAAGAGCGCACGGAGCGGUGGCCGCAGGGUACAUAAGGCGCAGUACUGGCACUCCUGCCCUGCUCCCGCCCACCACCUCUGCCGCAACGCUCUGCACUGCCCACCGUCGCACCUCACACCGUCACCUCACACCGCUUCGCACCAGCGCACACGCCACCCACCAUGCUCGCGCACAUCCGCACUUUCACCACCCGCGCCGCGCUGCGUGCGCCGCCGCUCAGCGCCCCCGCCGCGCCGGCCGCCGACGAGGCCGAGCUGCUGCUGCAGACGGGCGCAGCCGUCAAGGCCGGCUGCCAGACGCGUGUCGCCCGCAUGGGCGCCUAGGCCCGACGCACGCAGGCCACACGCUUGCAGUCGCCGUCGAGCAGCCGCUGUUGUCGCCAUCAAGUCCUCGCACCGCCGUCGUCGCCCAUCGUCGGCCGUCGUGCCGCCUCGCUGUCAACAUCGCAGCCAUCAAGCACCGCCAUCCAUAGACGCAUAUCUCCUCCCUUCAUUCACAUACCUUCGUCACCACCCUUGACCGCCACAUAGAUGCCCUUGCCAAUGUCACAUCGCUUCGCCAGACGCGCACCGCUUCGCCGUCGGC
Molecule: messenger RNA, 920 nt
Organism: Tilletiopsis washingtonensis
Lineage: Eukaryota; Fungi; Basidiomycota; Exobasidiomycetes; Entylomatales
Exons: 3
Coding region: 70-807 (245 amino acids)
Source: RefSeq, a predicted model, not a curated record